AUGGGUUAUGGUUAUUAUUAUUUAGAAUUAUUUUAAGAAGCUAUAAAUAUCUAUGGUAAACUAAUAAAAGUGUAUUUAAGCGCUAAAAAACCUCAUUAUAUCUUACUAGAUAAGCAUGAAGAUGAAUAAUUGUCUAAAAAUUAACAAUUGAAAUAUAAUUUUGAUGAUUAGGAUGGCAAUGAUGAUCAAAAUUUGUUUAGUCAAGACUAAAAAGGAAAUAAUCAAACAAAGUCUUUUGAGGAUGAAGAUAGUAACAACGAUAAAAAAGAUAAUGAUUAUGAUAAAAGCGAUUACGAUAGUGAUUAACAAGAAGAUGAACAAUUUUAAAAAAAAUAUAAUAAAGAUAAUUAUGAAAUAAAUUUUAAUUACUUGGGUGAUGCUAAUUAAUACGAUGAGGAUUAUGAAGAAUUUGAAAGCAUUCAAUCUACAAAAGGAUUAUUUGAUAACUAUCACAGACUAAAAUAUCUGAAAGUAUUCGAUAAAGAACUUAAAAUAAAAAAACUUUUAGUGAUUAUGAAUCAAAAUAUUUUAAAUUUCCGUAGAGUCUUUGAUUAGUUAUUAGGGAGUGACAUAAUUUUAAAUCUCUUAGAUUCUUACUAUUUAGAUGAAGAAUAGAACAUAUUUAUAUUUGAAACAGAGUGGUUUGAUUUUACUCCUGAUAUUUUAUUAAAUAAACUCUAAAUAUCUUAAAAAGUUAUUGAAAGCAUAGCAAAUGAAUUGUAGCAGCGUUUAUUUACUUUUUUAAAAAUUGAGAAACUAGACAGAGAAAUAAAACCAAGUAUCUAUUUAGAUAUUAAAAAUGAAAAAUCAAUUUAAGUUAAGCUUAAUUUGUUCGAAUUUUCAAAAGAAAUUUUUUGUUUACGUUUUGAUGACAAUAUUUAAUAUUACCGUAGUUAAUAAUUGAAUAAAUUUGAAAAAUAAGAGUAAAAAUUACAAUUCUUGUUAUACAACGAUACAGAAGGACUUGGUAAAAUGAAACAAAUUUCUAGAACAAAACUUGAAGAACUAAUUACUGAAUAUAGUAAAGAUUGCCUAACACCAAUAAAAAAAUAAAACUUAAUAGGAUAAAUACAAAAUAAACAACAAAAAAUAUUUAACUUUCAUUGCUAAGAAAUAUUUGAAGCUAUUUGUUCCCACCCUAAAUAUGAUAACUUUGAAAUCUGUAAAUGCUCGAAAUAGUCAUUUGAAUUAAAGCUAACAAAGGGAGGCCAAAAAAUAACAUUGGAAGCAUUAAAAUAGUAAUCAAUAUAAGAAGCUUAAAUGUUAGAAUUUGAGUAAAAUAAAUUACUAUUGCUUAACUCGCUUAAUAGUAAAGUCAAGACUAAUUUUAUUAGCGCUACAGCUUAUGGGUUUAAUUCUAAUUACUACGUUUUGAUAGAACACUAAGAUAUAAAAAAGAAUCAUUUCAGUACUUUGAAUUAAUUACAUUUGUCAAUUAAUCAUAAUCAAUACAUUACAAAUAGGUAUGAAAGUAUAAAUGAACAAGUUAAUACUGUUCAUUUUAUAUCUUUCCUAAUAGAAUUAAGCUUUGAUCUCUUUACAAAAUAUGGUAUCAAAAUUAAUUAGAUAAAUCCUUCUGAGAUUUUGAUAAGAUAUGAACUUCAAAUAGGCGCAAAUAUUAAUUUUGUUGAGUCUAAUAUAGAAUAUAUAAGCCUUUAAGACUAUUAAUAAAAUUACAAUAAAAUCGUUUCUGAAUGUCUUAAAAAAUAGGAAUAAUAUUUUGAAUAUAAAAGUAUUUAUGAUUUUUAUAAAAGCACAAUUUAAGAAAAAUUAUUUUCAGAAAUUUGUAAUUUUUUAAAUUUAAUUUUUUCUGAUUCAGUAAAAAAUUAGCAAACCUUAUUUAAUCAAUAUCUUAAUAUAAGAAAAAUGUUAGAUUAAUUAGUCCAUGUUAUCGAUUUAAACAAGUAAGCGAACAAUUAUUUAAAAAUAAGCAUUGCUGGAAAAGCUGAUUAUAUGAAUUAAUUACAUUACUAAUUCAAAUUUAAUAAUAAAGAAUAAAUAAAGUAAUAACUGAAAUUUGUUAUUGAUUUUUUAAAUAAGAACAAGUCAAAUAUAUUUUCGGCAGAAAUGUUUUAAUCAGAUAUUUAUUUUAAACUUGAACAAGAAGAAAAUAAAGAUAAACUAAAUUAGCUUAACAGAGAGUUGCCUAAAAAUGGUUUUUAAAAUUUGAAUGGUUACUUGUAGUAACAUCCUCAAUAUUUAGAAAUACAGGAUAAAAAUUUUUCAGAUUUGAAGUAUAAUUAUGAAAUUUAGUUAAAUGAAAAACUGCUAAUUGAAGUAGGGUUUACUAACUUCUAAGGCUAUAAUAGAUAUAACAUAGGUCUAAGCUUAUUUUAGACUCUAUAGAAUUUAAAAAUAUUAAAAUUACAUUUUUAUUAUGAUAAUUUUAAUACAUAAACCAAUUUUUUUAUGUUAAGCCAGUCCAUUUUAAGCUUAAGUUUAAUCUUUUACGGUAUUUUUAAUAUCAACAAUCUCAUAAAAUAGAUUAACAAUUGUAAGAAUAUCAAUUCACUAGAAAUAAGUCUUACAAGAGAUAACAUAAAUUUGAAACAUGUCUAAAAUUAAGCACGCAAACUAGUUAGAUUAGUUGAUUUAACUGUUUUUUGCCAUACGGAUAAUUAUUAAUAGGGUUAAAUUUAAUAAUAAUAACAUAAUUAUGGAUUCUUUUUGUGA
Messenger RNA from Tetrahymena thermophila SB210, 2673 nucleotides. RefSeq names its product transmembrane protein, putative. NCBI's taxonomy places the organism in Eukaryota, Ciliophora, Oligohymenophorea, Hymenostomatida, Tetrahymenidae. The transcript is spliced from 2 exons. The record is from RefSeq and is a predicted model, not a curated record.